Phaethon lepturus (White-tailed tropicbird) is the source of this 1461-nucleotide messenger RNA. RefSeq names its product mitochondrial ribosomal protein L3 (gene MRPL3). Gene Ontology annotation, cellular component: mitochondrial large ribosomal subunit; ribosome. The transcript has 10 exons. Lineage: Eukaryota; Metazoa; Chordata; Aves; Phaethontiformes; Phaethontidae. The record is from RefSeq and is a predicted model, not a curated record. Gene Ontology annotation, biological process: translation. The coding region runs from base 1 to 1056 and encodes 351 amino acids. Gene Ontology annotation, molecular function: structural constituent of ribosome.
AUGAGGGACCCCUCGGCGGCGUCUCCGCUCUCCACCGUUUGGAGAGGCCUCUGGGUGCGGCCUGUUGGCAGCGCCUGGAAAGUUUGCGCGUGCAAAGCACCACUGGAAAGGGGGCAGCUGAGUUGUGUAGUCAGACACGUGAACAGUACAACAUGGUGGCAUGAACAUCUUUCCGAAGAGAAUGUCGAGUUCCUUAAGAAGAUAACUGCGGAUGAAUGCAAAGCUCAGACAGCCAGUAAGCUGUGCCCUCUGAAAGAUGAGCCUUGGCCACUGAAUGAGUGGAAACCAGAUUCCAUCAGAGUUGGUGUUGUUGCAGUAAAACUGGGAAUGAUGCCAAUAUGGACCAAGUCGGGAAAAAAACAUGCUGUCACGCUACUUAAGGUGCAAGAUUGCCAUGUUUUAAGAUACAUUUCAAAGGAAGAGUCGGGUGGAAAAACGUCUAAGCUACUUGUUGGAGGCAAAAAUGCAUCUCCUUUUUCUAAAUCAGAGUCUGCAAUGGAAAUUUUUAAAGAAGCUGGAGUACCACGGAAGCAGAAAGUUACAACAUUUAAUGUAACAGAUGAUGCCAUAAUUAAACCAGGUACUCCUUUGUAUGCUGCUCACUUCCGCCCAGGGCAGUUCGUGGAUGUUACUGCAAAAACAAUUGGUAAAGGAUUUCAAGGUGUUAUGAAAAGGUGGGGAUUUAAAGGUCAACCUGCGAGCCACGGCCAGACGAAAACUCACAGACGUCCUGGAGCAAUAUCUACCAAUAAAGCUGCCAAAGUUUAUCGUGGAAAGAAAAUGCCUGGCCGAAUGGGUAACAUCUAUAGGACGUCUUUUGGAUUGAAGGUGUGGAGGAUCAACACAAAACAUGACAUUAUUUAUGUAAAUGGGUCUGUUCCAGGUCACACAAAUUGUCUGGUGAAGGUCAAAGAUAGCAAAUUGCCUACUUACAAGGACUGCAAUAAAAACCCUCCGUUCCCUACGUUUUUUGCUGAUGGAGAUGAAAACCUACCAGAAGAUCUGUAUGAUGAUGAGAUUUUCCAGUUCACGGAUCCAUCUGUCACAUAUGCGUAACAUUCUUUACAUCUUGAAAACACACAAUUUUGCUAUUUUCACGAACUUUGCAAUGCUGUAUAAAAGUAAAGCUAUGAAUUGCAGUCUGGCCAGCUGGCUUGAACACUUCAGAUAUUGCCAUUUUGGUUGGGUAAUAAGAUUUACCACCACCAAUUUCAAACCUGUGUUUAAAGCAGCAAGUGAGUCUGAGGGACAGGUUGUAAAGCACGUCAGUUUGUCUUCAGUGAUCUUUUGUCCUCUGCCUCAGGCUGUGAAAACUUACACAUUUCUGAAAAACUGUUGCUUUGAACAUGGUUCCAUUUAAUUUUCUGAAUGCUAACAAACUGUGUUUCUCUUUUGUGGAAAGUAUUCUGGCCAACCUUGAUCCAUCAAAAAAACUUCCAAAUCUGCCUUGGCAUCUGGGGG